Molecule: messenger RNA, 837 nt
Organism: Trypanosoma rangeli
Lineage: Eukaryota; Euglenozoa; Kinetoplastea; Trypanosomatida; Trypanosomatidae
Product: vesicle transport v-SNARE 11
Exons: 1
Coding region: 1-837 (278 amino acids)
Biological process (GO): vesicle-mediated transport; vesicle fusion; intracellular protein transport
Cellular component (GO): endoplasmic reticulum membrane; SNARE complex; late endosome membrane
Molecular function (GO): SNAP receptor activity; SNARE binding
Source: RefSeq, a predicted model, not a curated record
AUGUCGGCACUGUUCCAGAGCUACGAGGAGGAGUACCGCGAUGUCGUCAAAAGCAUCCGCGAGGGCCUCGAUGGACUUCGCGCGACGUUUAACCACGAGGCAGACGGGUAUGCCGCCCCACCGGUCACCGGUCCGGCCAGUCGCCUGCAACGCGGCGCGCAGCUUGUGCGGCUGACGACACAAAUGAAGGGGCUGCUGAAUAACAUGGAGUACGAGAGCAACGACGUCCCUCUCGCACAGCGACCGGCAUUGAAGGAGCGGCUAGCAGACUGUAGAAGGGACGCGCGUGGUCUGGAGGAGGAGGUCGCAAAAGUGCGUGGGAAGUGCGCCGCCGCCGACCGCGUAGACCUCAUGGCUUCCUCGACGAAGACCGGAUCGGCCCCCGUAGAUGCCAGGGCUUUGGGUCUCGAUGAGGAAACCGCAAGGCACCGUCUGCAUAUGAUGCAGAAUACGGAGCGGAUCAAGCAGGCCUCGAAUAAGUUGGGUCGAGCAGAGCGGCUGCUGAAUGAGACGGAGGAGACCGGGGUGACGGUGAUGCAGAACCUGCGCACCCAGACAGAGACAAUGCAUCACAUCCACGCCACAACAAAUAGCGUUAAUGAGGAGAUCUCGGAGGCGCGCAGGGUCCUCACCCAAAUGCACCGGACGAUGAUAAAACACAAACUCAUGCUGAUUGGUAUUAUUUUAGUAUUGCUUUUACUUAUAUUUGUAGCAGCGUACCUGUCGGUUUCGAAGAGUGCGGCACAGAAACCAGUGAACUUGCCGCAGACUCCAACGGAUGCUCCAACGCUACCAACAUGGAUUCCUCAGACAGGAGGUGGGCUGCCCGCUGAGUGA